Molecule: messenger RNA, 441 nt
Organism: Penicillium odoratum
Lineage: Eukaryota; Fungi; Ascomycota; Eurotiomycetes; Eurotiales; Aspergillaceae
Exons: 3
Coding region: 1-441 (146 amino acids)
Source: RefSeq, a predicted model, not a curated record
AUGUCUUACGAAAUCCAGUACGACACCUCCCUUGCCCCGCCCCGCGCGGCCGCCAUCGUCAACUUCAUGCAAGACUUCUACCGCACCAGCGACACCGAGUCAUUGCACGAUAAAUAUGUCGAAAGCUUCACAAGCGAUGCAACUCUGAUCAUGGGACCUAAGGAGGGAAAGGGUAGUGAUGCGAUUCGGACUAUUCGACACGGUCUCUGGACUCAUGUAGCGUCGCGGAAACACACUCCCACCCGGAUUUUCUUCAGUGGAGAGAAUGAGAUCAUGCUCUACGGCGGAGUGAACUACCGUCUUAAGGCUAACCCUGAGAAUGACGUUUAUAUUCCGUGGGCUGGACGGGUUGUGUUUGCCCCACAGCAAGAGAGUGAGGUCGUUAAGAUGCAAUUUUACCAGGUUUAUUUGGACCCGUCUGCGCAAUCUGGAAAGAAAUAA